This is a messenger RNA of Mizuhopecten yessoensis (Yesso scallop), 3594 nucleotides long. RefSeq names its product protein FAM53A-like. The transcript has 6 exons. Lineage: Eukaryota; Metazoa; Mollusca; Bivalvia; Pectinida; Pectinidae. The record is from RefSeq and is a predicted model, not a curated record. Gene Ontology annotation, cellular component: nucleus. The coding region runs from base 427 to 1782 and encodes 451 amino acids. Gene Ontology annotation, biological process: protein import into nucleus.
ACCUAAACUGGCAGGGUACGUUGACCGCAUUCAGGGUCCCUCGCACCCACGACCAGGUAAGGAAGUGGGUAGAGCAGGCUAACACCUACAGCAUACCUGUAUAAUAGGACUCGCUGAUACUGUCGGGGCUGGACAUUUAAAGCCCACAUGACACUGAACACAGGUUGUGGAUAGUUGUAAAUGUCAGCCCUACACCUGUAACCGUUACUGUAACAUUUCUACCUGUGGAUAUAUAUUAAUUGGAAGGACUUACAGCGUCAAUCAAACUGUUCAGUGACAAUCUACUUGUUUAGAGGUGUGUAGGACUUAAAUUCAGACCCCCAUCAACCAUGACUUUGUGUGGAGGUGGACACUAGUGGCCCAUGGCCCCUGGACUCUAUAGGUGUGUUCAGUUAUGAGGUAUUGAGCCACAGCUCCCUGGGAUCUAUGUCCCUGACCGGGCUCAAACCCAGCAUGCUGGCAGUAGAUGUCCUAACAGAGAAGCUGCGUGACCAGACCAUCGAUGAACAGACCAAGAAAACCUCGCAAAUCAAGCUGAUCCAGCCCUCGGAUAGAUACAAGCUCAGCAAAAAUGCGGAGGCGACCAUUGCAGGUUCAGGUAAAAAGGUUUGGACAGUGCAGUUAAAUUCUGCAUCAGGGAAGGAUCUGUUAUCAGAAUCGCUAAAACAGGGGUUAAGUACAGCCCUGCCCACGGCCAGUCUUGCCUCUAAUGGAUUGAGUGAUCUAGGGCCACCCCCAAACCCUCCAGCCCCGCCUAAGAAGAGACACUGUAGGUCCCUUACAGUCCCUGUUCCCCCAGAGCGGCCAACACCAUCAUCAUCAUGGCAACCACAAGAAUCGCGGUUAUGGAAGCCAGUGGCCGUGAUAUCCAGUGACAGAACGCAGUCUGAGGCCACAGUUCUGCCUGUCAACUUCUGUGGCAGUGACGCAGCAUUAGGGUUUAGAACUUGUGACGGUGGCAAUGUGAUGCCUUCGGGGAUGUGUAAUUGUGAACAAGGGUUUGUUGUCCCUGGUGAUAUCUUCACCCCACCUGAAUCACCAGUCCCCCGUCCAUCUUCUACAUCUACAUGUUCUGGUCGCCAUGACGGCACAUUUAGUCCACUUGGUGCACCAUGGCUUGAACAUUGUCAACGCCGGUACGAUGCUUUCCAAAGCCGGAGUCUUUCAUUUGAGGAUCAAAUCUCAUGUAGUUCCAGUUCUGGGUCCACGCCCAGUGUUCCCGGGUGUAUUCAUUCCCAGCAGUCUCUGUCCCACCAUCCCCAGCACCAUCACCACCAUCACCACCACCAUCACCACCAUCGUAUCCCAAGAUGCCGUUCACAGCCUUCUAUGACUCAUGACAGAAAAUAUGGACUCAAACGUCGCAGGGACUAUGAUCGUCCAAUGUUAAAUUUUCGCAAAAUGACAGAGACGGCGUAUCAACAAAUACCCAGAUCAGAGUCACUGUCGUCACGUCAGGGUCUCAAAGAGAAGCGAGUUUCCAAAUUCCACGAGGAGCUUGAGUCUGUAAUGAGUCUGAUGCCAAUCGCAAGUUCUCCCAUGGACACGGAUCUGCCCAUCAAACGGAUGAUGGCCGCUCGAAAUAGUCCGAUCAGCGAGAUGGACAGUGGUCGCAGUGACAGUGCCGAGUUCUUGGACAGUGAAGCCAGUGACAGUCUGGGGGAGGGGCCUGUCAAGCUCCUGGGGGAGGGGUGUGAGGAAUGUGAGGGUGGGGAUGAUGAGGUAGAGGAGAUAUUCACACUACAGGAGGACCUUGAUCUGGAGCAGAUAGAGAACCACUGAUAUUAUACUUAAGUUACACUGAUAUCAUACUUCUCAGAACAUACAUGGAAGUCAUACUUCUAAGUAAAUACACUUUUGUCAUUUUUUUUAAGAACAGACUUGUAUCAUACGUAUCAGAACACAUUUACUUGGAUCACAAUUACAUAACACACUUACUGAUAUCACAAUUACAUAACACACUUCCUGGUAUCAUAAUUACAUAACACACUUACUGGUAUCACAAUUACAUAACACACUUACUGGUAUUACAAUUACAUAACACACUUACUGGUAUCACAAUUGCAUAACACACUUACUGGUAUCACAAUUACAUAACACACUUACUGGUUUCACAAUUACAUAACACACUUACUGGUAUCACAAUUACAUAACACAUUUACUGGUAUCACACUUACAUAAGACACUUACUGGUUUCACAAAUACAUAACACACUUACCGGUAUCACAAUUACAUAACACACUUACCUGUAUCACAAUUACAUAACACACUUACUGGUAUCACAAUUACAUAACACACUUACUGGUAUCACAAUUACAUAACACUUCCCAGAUUAGUAUGUUUACAUUGACAACUUUCUAGUACAUGCUUACACUCAUACCUCAGCCCGAAAUAUAGGUCACGGUGACAUUGUCAGUCAUAGACUUUCGUUUAGGUGAAUAGCUGGUUAUAUGGACCUGCGAAUUUUUUAUUAACUGCAGAGACAAAGUCGAGAUCAAUAUCACUUUUCAGAUGCAUAUAACCAAAAACAUGUAUUCAGCAAAAAUGAAAGUCUUUUAUUGUUACAUUUGAUAUGAAAUUAUGUUUUUAAUCAUCUAGCAAGAUGGAACAUCAAAAAUUUAUGCAGAAAAAAACCUGCAUUUGAUAGAGAGCACUGUUACAAUUCAAGUGGUGUCAUAAAGAGAGGAUAGACUGCUACUUUAAAAAUUGUACCCCUAAAAUUUCAUAAUUAACUAUUCCAACCUCUAAAUAGGAGUUCAAAUGUGUCUUCAGGGGUGAAUGAGUUAACAUCACAAAUCACCGACCUCUACAUGAUUAUGAUACAAACAAUGAGAAUUACGAUAAACUGUAUCAUAUAAUAUUGAUAUUUUUCAUGUGUGUCAAAUCUUUUUCUCAAUCUUGACCUAACCAAUUUAGAACACUUGCCAACACACACUGAUAUUACAUAAUUAUUUUACUGACAAUUAUUGACAUUGUUCAUUAUUUUAUAGAACACUAAAGUGUACACUGUAUACCCAAAUACCAAGGGUAAACCUACACACAUUGGUCACAAUACAAAUGUUCUGUACAUACAACAUUGAAGUGUACACCCAACAUCAAGGUAAACACGAACACAGAUACAAGUUUGUUGUUGGUGUGACUACUGUGUAGUGAGGAGAGGUGUGAUAUACGUGAUUAUUUACAUGUACAUAGGCCAGCUACUGUCUCAUCAACAUGUAACUAUACUGGACAUAUCACGCCCCUUUGUAUUCAUUAUCGUCACUCUUACCCUCUACUCCCCAAAGAUUUCCUACAAAUCAGAUCAAAUCAAGGUAGGGAGACGAGGUAUGUAAUUUGAUUCGCUGAUUAAAUUUCUAAGAUGCCAUGCCCCAUAGAGUUGACAAUGUUGUGAGUCCUAAUUAUAAAUGCCAGUAACAUAUGUUGACACCUGUUUCCUACCCGUACAUAAGCAUGACUUUUUAAAGUAACAUCUUUCCAUCACCUCCGAAAUACUUUGUAUCUAUAUUUCUUUCAACGUCACAUACACAAAAAAAUAUAGGGAACAGCUGAUUUUGAAAUAAACAGUCACAUUUAUAAUUUAAAUUGAAAGGAAAA